GAGGAAGAGCCGCUGCACGGCGACCACAGAAGAAGUUCUCCUCCGGCCUGAGGAGCGUCUCCCAUCGCCUGGAAAAUGAAGGUGCUCGGCGUCGUGCUCGUUGCGGUGGUGCUGUGUGCGUGCACGGGAGCUCUGGGUGUGCACGUCAGAGUGGGGGACAGGAGCUUCCCCUUGGAGGCAGUGGAGCAGCUGAUGGAGCUGAUGGAUCGGGGCGACGGCGCGGGCCCCCCGCCUCUCCCGGCCGGCGUGGUGGCCGUCUGCGCCGACCCCGUCCUGCCGAGGGUCUUUGGGCCCGUGUGCCGAGAGAAAAGAGCGGGCCUGGUCUUCUCCAAACUAGCGUCGAUCGUCUCGUCUUCGGAUCCUUGUGACAUAUGUGCCAACCCCUCCUGCUUUGGGUGUCUGAACUGAGGCUGCAUCUGCUCGCAGCACAAACACAUCAUUUAAGAGCCUCUGGAUUCGUGCCCCCCCCC
Molecule: messenger RNA, 470 nt
Organism: Gasterosteus aculeatus aculeatus (three-spined stickleback)
Lineage: Eukaryota; Metazoa; Chordata; Actinopteri; Perciformes; Gasterosteidae
Product: guanylin
Cellular component (GO): extracellular region
Molecular function (GO): guanylate cyclase activator activity
Source: RefSeq, a predicted model, not a curated record